Molecule: messenger RNA, 989 nt
Organism: Plectropomus leopardus (leopard coralgrouper)
Lineage: Eukaryota; Metazoa; Chordata; Actinopteri; Perciformes; Serranidae
Gene: soul5
Product: heme-binding protein soul5
Molecular function (GO): heme binding
Source: RefSeq, a predicted model, not a curated record
UUUCAUAACCAGAGUUGGAAUAAAUAGUUUCUCUGCACCAGACUACAAAGAUCCAAUUUCCGAAAGCACAGCACCCAACACUCUGCCAAAAUGACUUAUCUUUCAGGGCUUGUUGGCUUUCUGCUGCUGCUUACAGCUGAGGCCAAAGUUGGAAACUCGUCUCAGAUAGAGUUCUGCAGUGAGACCAAACAGUGCCUGCUGUUUGAUCGGGUUUGUGACGCUGAUGGCUAUGAGGUCCGCAAAUAUGGCUCUGUGAAAUGGGUUUCAACUGACGAGAUGUCCUUCUUCAUGGAGAUUGCAGCAAUGAGAGCAUUCAGACGACUGUUUAACUACAUCGAUGGUGCCAACAAGGAUGGGAAGAAAAUUGAAAUGACAGCUCCUGUCAUUAUAAAAAUGAUUGAGGACAAAUACUUUUGGCAAAGGAGUACCUACACAAUGAGUUUCUUGCUGCCAGCUGAACAUCAGGCAAAUCCCCCCAAACCCACUGAUGAUAAGGUGUACUUCCAGAAGAUGCCUGAUAUGAAAGUGUAUUCACUGAGCUAUGGAGGAUGGAUGACGAACUUAUCUGACAAAAACAAAGCCAGCACUCUGUCUGCUCUCCUUGACGCAGUGGGUGCAAAGUACAAAAAAGGCUUUCACUAUGCUGUCGGAUAUAACAGCCCGAUGAAGAUAUUUAACAGGCACAAUGAGGUGUGGUAUGUUGUUGAGGAUGACCCAGUGUGUGCCGGCAGUGAUGAAGAUUUUUCUCCUGUCUCUUGAAUGUUAUGAACCCGGUGUGGCGACAGCUUACAACAGACAGUGUGUAUGAGGAGAUGACGUAAGGGGACAGUACUUCAAAUCAUAAUGUGUCGUAAAAAUAACCUUCCAGCAAGAGCACAGAUUUUAAAAAUGCAGAUGAAUUCAAAUGAAUUGCCAUGUACAACUUUUGACUAUGGCUUUAUAUAAGUUUAUACUCUGUUUUAUUCAAUAAAGUUACUUUUUAGCAGCAA